CAGGCGGGGCCUGGGAAGGAGUCUCCGCAGAAACCUGGCCCCCCCAGGGCCUUCCUGUGUCUGCAGCACCUAGCAACCACCGAGGCCACAUGGUCCUCUAGGGGGUCGUGGCCACGCUCCCACACGCUCUCCUCUGGCAGCAGCGGCCAGUCUCCUGGAGAUAACCUGAGACCAGGGAGAGACGGUCCUAGGAUGCUGGACUCCUCAGUGGCCGAGGCAAUGACCCGACUCACCCUGAAACUCUUGGAGAAGAAGCUGGAGCAAGAGCGUGAGGCUGUGGAAGGGGAUUCUGAGGACCCCCUGCUCCUAGCUGGAAAUGAGAACAGGCCGGACGCGGCCCUGCUGGACGCUCUGAGGAGGAGGCGAGCGCUUCUGCGGAGACUCUGGGAACAGCGUCUCCUAGAGGCCUCCCAGGCCCAAGGCCGGAGCGGGAUGACCAGAGGAGGAGCCAGUGGGUCCGCACUGCCCCCAGAGGUGCCCCCUGUGGGCAUCUACUCCCUGCCCCCGCCAGCCCUGGAGCCGCCACAGAUUAUCCAAUGCUCAGGCCCCCAGCCUCCUGCCACCGUCAUUCAACAGCUGCCCCAGCAGCCCCUCAUCGCACAGACCCCCCCUCUCCAGGCCUUCCCCACUCAAAGAUCAGGAAGUAUUAAGGAAGACAUGGUGGAGAUGAUGCUGAUGCAGAACGCCCAGAUGCACCAGAUCCUCAUGCAGAACCUGAUGCUCCAAGCCCUGCCCGCAGCGUUUCCGCCGUCCCGGGGACCACCGGCAGCGCCCCCGCAUCCUAUCCCCCAGAGGCAGAAGCCGCCCUCCGUGCACCACCACCACCACUACGCGCCCCCAGCCCCCCUGCAGGCCAUCCCGGCACCUGGCUUCCUGGCCGGGUACUCCACGUGGCCCGCGGUGGUCUCGGCCACGGCCCUCCCACCUGCCUCCAGCGUCCUGCCGGCCCUCCACCACUUGGCCGGGCCCGCCCCAGCGGCCCUUAGCCCGUAAGUCAAGGCCAGCUUCCCAGUCCGUAGGGUGGGAGUAACCUUAGAGCCUGGGUCGCACCUCCUCACCCCUGCUGACAAGCCAGCGGGCCUGUCUUUAUCUGGGCCCAGGCCGAAGCAGGGAAUUUGGAAAGGCCCUCCUGUCGUCUUGCAGGUGGGUCCUUGCAGCACUGGGCCCUGGAGGUCCCAGUCUGAGAACGGACCCCAUGCCACCCUCCAGGGGAGGCUGCUUGUGGCUUGGGGCAUCCAUCCAGCCCAGUAUGAGCAGGGCUGUGGGGACCCUCCCCUGAGCCCCGGCCGCAUGGCUCACCUGU
Messenger RNA from Mustela lutreola (European mink), 1303 nucleotides. It is a transcript of the gene C2H21orf58, whose product is annotated as chromosome 2 C21orf58 homolog. The transcript is spliced from 8 exons. Bases 193 to 993 code for a protein of 266 amino acids. NCBI's taxonomy places the organism in Eukaryota, Metazoa, Chordata, Mammalia, Carnivora, Mustelidae. The record is from RefSeq and is a predicted model, not a curated record.